Messenger RNA from Fusarium vanettenii 77-13-4, 963 nucleotides. RefSeq lists its product as uncharacterized. The record is from RefSeq and is a predicted model, not a curated record. Gene Ontology annotation, molecular function: hydrolase activity. Bases 1 to 963 code for a protein of 320 amino acids. Lineage: Eukaryota; Fungi; Ascomycota; Sordariomycetes; Hypocreales; Nectriaceae. The transcript has 2 exons.
AUGACAUCCCAGACUAUCAAGACCCGAUUUCUCGUCCUCUCGGACACUCACGGCGCACUGCUCCCUGAGAACAGAAAGCCUAAAGAGCCUGUCGAUGUUGUUAUUCACUGUGGUAACCUCACCCAAGAGUCCAAGCUAAGGGAAUUCCGAACAGCCAUCCGCCUCCUCAAGAGCAUUGAUGCUCCACUCAAACUAGUCAUCGCCGGCAACCAUGACUUUACCCUUGAUACUCCCACGUUCAGGAGCAAGAUAGAGGAAAUUCAACCAUCUAUUGACAAAGAGCUCAUAGAGCGAGAAUAUGGUGCUUUGGGGGAAGCGAGAAGGCUUCUUGACGAAGCAGCAAAGGAGGAUAUCACGUUCCUUGAUGAAGGCACUCACCACUUUACCCUAGCAAACGGAGCGCACUUGACAGUCUAUGCAAGUCCAUACACCCCGUCUAUCAACAAUUGGGGGUUUCAGUAUGAUCCUAGACAAGGUCAUGAAUGGCCUAUUAACACGGACGUCGACAUUGUCAUGACUCACGGGCCCCCAUUGGGGAUUUUCGACCUACAGGGCAGCCGGCGCAUCGGGUGUCCUCAACUAUUUACAGCAGUCGCAAAUUCAAAGCCUCUACUGCACUGCUUCGGACAUGUUCACAACGACUGGGGCGUAAGGUUAGUCCAAUGGCGCGAAAAGAUUCCCAAUCCGCCAUCUCACUUUACAUCUUUUGAGAAAAAGGAGUCGGUCACAAUCGAGACUCUCAAGACUCUAAAUACUGAAAGAUUUGACACGGUCGAAAUGAUCAUGGAAAAGUACAAAAGGGUGAAGAAAGGUACCAAACACCCUUUGGAGCGUGGUGCCCAGACACUCUUUGUGAAUGCGGCUAUUCAAGGCGCAAAAGAUGAUCCUUUUCACUUUCCCUGGGUUGUUGAGCUUGAUCUUUCCAAGUCCAAGGGUCUUUGCCAGAGUUGCUUGCUUGCUUAG